Molecule: messenger RNA, 297 nt
Organism: Chondrus crispus (carragheen)
Lineage: Eukaryota; Rhodophyta; Florideophyceae; Gigartinales; Gigartinaceae
Exons: 1
Coding region: 1-297 (98 amino acids)
Source: RefSeq, a predicted model, not a curated record
AUGCAUGCCUGUUUUCCUAUAUCGCAGAUCUGCUCAGCUGUGCCCUCGUCACGUUGGCCGUAUCAGCAGUAUUUUUGGGCGUGGGAGCCUUCGGACCAACAUUUGUUUCUAUUUAUUCAAUUCCUAGCACGUCCAUGUACCCUACGCUUCACGUCGGCGAUGCGCUUCUGGUGGAGAAGAUCUCCGUACAUAGCGCACCGCCGCAUCGAGGGGAGAUUGUGUUGUUUCGCCCGCCGAAUCGACUUAUGCGCAUCAUUCGCUCCGCACAUCAGAACGCGGCUACUGCGCACGCCAUGA